GAGCUGCCCCCGGUGUCACCUCGCUCUUGGUCCGGGUUAGCCUCCGGUGCGUCGCCGCUGCUCGGGCUCGCAGUCUCCGGGAUGAUGCUGCUGCCGCUGCCGCCGCGGAGGUGAUGGAGCUGGGGCACACACGCGGACAAGUGUCGCACAGAGUUUGAGACAAAGAGCCGGAGCUUCGAGUCGCUUCCCCCGCCCGGUGCCGCCCGCUGGACGGGCUCUUUCUCGACCCCAGGCCGGAGGAGGGUAAAGAAAGUGUCGGUGACCAUGAAGCUGCUGAAGCCGAGCUGGGUGAGCCACAACGGCAAACCCAUAUUUUCAGUGGACAUUCAUCCUGAUGGCACAAAGUUUGCAACUGGUGGACAAGGGGAGGAUUCUGGAAAGGUGAUGAUCUGGAACAUGGCGCCGGUCCUCCGCGAGGAGGACGAGAAGAACGAGAGUAUUCCCAAGAUGCUUUGCCAGAUGGACAAUCACCUAGCGUGUGUGAACUGUGUGCGCUGGUCCAACAAUGGACUGUACCUGGCAUCAGGAGGAGACGACAAGCUGGUCAUGGUGUGGAGGAGAGCUGCAUUCAUCGGUCCGAGCACAGUGUUCGGGUCGAGCAGUAAACUGGCCAACGUGGAGCAGUGGAGGUGCGUCACCAUCCUGAGGAAUCACACCGGAGAUGUGAUGGACGUGGCCUGGUCUCCUCACGACGUGUGGUUGGCCUCCUGCAGCGUCGACAACACCAUCGUCAUCUGGAACGCUCGGAAAUUCCCAGAGAUGGUCACAUGUCUGCGGGGACACACUGGGCUGGUGAAAGGCCUGACCUGGGACCCGGUGGGGAAGUACAUCGCCUCCCAGGCCGACGACCACAGCCUCAAAGUGUGGAGGACGAUGGACUGGCAGAUGGAGGCCAACAUCACCAAACCCUUCAACGAGUGCGGCGGGACGACCCACGUCCUGCGUCUGUCCUGGUCCCCGGACGGUCAGUAUCUGGUGUCGGCUCACGCCAUGAACAACUCCGGCCCCACGGCCCAGAUCGUGGAGAGGGACGGCUGGAAGACCAACAUGGACUUCGUGGGUCACCGCAAAGCUGUCACCGUGGUGAAAUUCAACCCAAAGAUCUUUAAGAAGAAACAGAAGAACGGCAGCUCCCCGAAACCCAGCUGUCCGUACUGCUGCUGCGCCGUCGGCAGCAAGGACCGCUCGCUCUCCGUCUGGCUGACCUCACUGAAGCGCCCCCUGGUGGUCAUUCACGAUCUCUUUGAUAAAUCGAUUAUGGACAUCUCCUGGACUCUGACGGGUCUGGGGAUGUUGGUGUGUUCCAUGGACGGCACUGUGGCCUACCUGGACUUCUCACUGGAUGAACUGGGAGACCCGCUGAGCGAGGAGGAGAAGAACAGCAUUCACUCCAACAUCUACGGGAAGAGUCUGGCUAUCACCAGCACGGAGGCUCAGCUCUCCACCACCAUCAUCGAGAACCCGGAGAUGCUCAAGUACCAGCAGGAGCGACAGAACUCGGCCCAGGCCACCGCGGGGCCGGGCAGCGCCGGGCCCGAGUCCUCCGCCCCCAAACUCAACAGCGUGAUGAACGGGGAGUCUCUGGAGGACAUCAGGAAGAACCUUCUGAAGAAACAAGUGGAGACGAGAACCGCGGACGGCCGGAGACGGAUCACGCCGCUGUGCAUCGCUCAGCUGGACACGGGGGACUUCUCACCGGCUCUGUUCAACAGCGUCCCCAUCCUGCCCUCGGGCUGCUCCAUGUCCAAUCAUCUCAUCCCUCAGAUCAGCUCGGACUCCUGCCCAGGACCGGCCUCCUCUCUGGGGCUGAGGCCCGGCAGUGACCUCCUGCUCACCUCUUCUGCAGCCGGCGGCCUCAAGGGCCUGGAGGACAACAAAGACGGUGUGAAAUCCACUCUGCUGCUCACGUCCGCCUCCAAGAUCGAGCCGAUGAAAGCUUUGGACUCCAGGUUCACCGAGAGGUCAAAGGCCACGCCGGGCAUCACGGCCGUCAUCACCUCCAUCUCUGGACUCAUGCCUCUAGAAAGGUCUCAGUUCAAGCCCAAAGACGGUGUCUCUGUCCUGAAAGACGUAAAAGCCAAAGAAGACUCCAGCAGCGACAGCGAGGACAAGAUGGCCACCAUCAACAAAAACCUGUCGUUCAGCAAGAGGAAGCCGGAUCUGCUGAUGGACGGAGCGGAGGUGGUGGAGAAGAGGAAGAAGGGACGGCCCAGGAAAGACAAGAUCUCCGCUCCCAUGGCCCAACCCUUCACUCAGGUGACUCCUCCGGCCGAGCGGGAGCCGAGCAGAGUGACGGCUGCUCCAGCUCCGGUCGCUGCUCUCCGGCUGCCGACGCCCAAAACACAGAAAUCCUUCAGUCUGCAGGUGAGCAUGGAGCCGUCGGUGUUCCUGGAGGUGGAGAACGAGGUGUCGCUGGUUGCCGGUUCGAAGCUCAGCCAGCUGCGAUGCUCCAGAGAUGGACGAGACUGGAACACGCUGCUGCCCAGCUCAGUGGUCACGGCUGCAGGAAGCAGUGACGUCCUGGCGGUGGCCUGUGAGGACAGGAUGUUGUCUGUGUUCUCGUCCUGUGGCCGGCGGCUGCUUCCUGCCAUCCAGCUGGGCACGCCGGUGUCCGCUCUCCACUGCGCCGCCCACUUCGUCAUGGCUCUGACGGCCGGGGCGGCGCUCUCCGUCUGGGACGUUCAGAGACAGAAGGCGCUCGUGAAGAACGAGUCUCUGAGGAACAUUCUAUCUGGCGUGGACAUCACGGUGUCUCAGUCUCUGCUGACCCAGCAGGGGGUGCCCGUCAUCGGACUCUCCAACGGGAAGUCCUUCUGCUUCAGCUCCUCGCUGGAGACCUGGACUCUGAUAGCAGAUAAAGGAGACUCGCUGGUUCAGUGUGCAGACUUCAGGAGCUGCCUGCCUUCCCAUGAUGCACCUGUGUCCUCGGGGCCGCUGGCUGUCAUGCAGGGACGCAACCUCAAUGCUGGUCGCCUGGCGUCCCGUCUCUCCUCCACCCCCCACCACCUGCAGCAGAGCAUGACGCUGGCCUUCCUGGAGAACCAGCUGGCGGCGGCUCUGACCCUCCAGUCGGCGCAGGAGUAUCGGUACUGGCUGCUCAUCUACGCCCGGUUCCUCGUCAACGAAGGCUCCGAGUUUCGUCUCAGAGAACUCUGCAAGGAGCUGCUGGGUCCCGUCCACAAGUCUGCUGCCACCUCCUGGGAGCCCACCACUCUGGGUCUUCGGAAGCGGGAGCUGCUUCGGGAGGUUCUGCCCGUCAUCGGAGAGAACCUGCGUUUCCAGAGACUGUUCACGGAGUACCAGGACCAGCUGGAGCUGCUGCGCAACAAAUAACACACAGGCCGACGCACACUGGGACUCGUCGUGGAGCUGGUUCGGUUCGGCUCGGCUCGGCUCGGCUCGGGUCAACUCUGACUGUUUCAUCUUGGGAAGCUUGAAUCUCUGUUGAGGCCCGACCGGCUUCUGGGCACCGGGACCUUUCUGUGCCGUCGCUCACUGGGGACUAAUGGGUGCUUCUUUUUUUUUUCUUCUUCUUCUCAUCACAUUUUUCACUAACGCCUUUUGUCUGUUUUCUGAGCUAUGCAACCCCCCCCCCUGCUAAUCAUGAACUAACGAAGAGAAACACAGAGACUGAGGAGUUAACUUUCCUCUGCUCAGAGAGAGAGAGAGAUAUGAAUCAGAAUGAGGUAGAGGAGCAAUAUGCUUGAACCAAAGUGAUGCCUUCAUGUGUAGAAGUGAACACGCAGCAGCCCCCCCCCCCCCCACACUCUGUGCUGACAGAUGGAUCUCUGGGGAACGAGGUCAGAAAAGGGAUCUCAGAUAUAAAAGUUAUUUUACUUUGCUACUGAUUCAAACCAAUAAAAAGUGUAAAUCAAGGAAAACAUGAAACCAGUGUAGAUGUGAGAAAUGGAACUCGACUGAUUUCACAUUAGGUUUAACUCAAAGUUAGGCUCCGCCCACACGGACACGCUGCAGUUCUUUCAGUCGCUGGUGUUGUUGCCAUGGUUAAUCAGAGUAAACGCCACCGGACAGAGAUGCAGACGCAGACGUUCUCUUCCUGAUUGGUUCUCAUCAGUCACAUGACACCUCCUGUCAGUAGCACUUCCUGUCAGGGACACGUCCUGUCAGUAGCACUUCCUGUCAGUGACAGCUCCACCUGCUCUGACUCUUCACCAUCACUGUUCCUCUGUUAGUAAGCAACCAACUGCAGAGGAGACAAUCUACUUCCUGUUUGCAUCACAUGACCAGUGGACGGUCAUGUGACGUGUGUGCGUUGUGGUGGUUGGAGAAGACGUGUCCGUGUGGGCGGAGCUCAAACGGUGAAGUCCUUCUCAGAUGUUCAUCUUCAUCCAUUCGGUUUCAGACGAGGUGUUGAGGCCGUUUUUUAUUUUAAGCAACAGUUUGAAGUCGUGUGAAACUUUUUCAUCAGCGGCUCAAAUCUCUAAAAGAUCAACUGAGGAUUUAACUUAAAGUCACAUUUUAUUGUGAUAAAUGAAAGUUUCAAUCAGUUCUUCAUCUUUUUCACUUCGUAUAUUUACUGGAGAAACGUUCUCGUCUCGUUUAUCUGAAAACUCUCAGACCGGGACUGAAACGUUUUCUCCUGCGAACACGUGAAGGUUCUCCAGACCGAGCAGAAUCCACUUUGAACCACUUUGAACCAUGAACGUGUCAAAGUCUGUUCCAGUUCGUCUGAAGCUCCGGCAGCAUCCAACACUAACUCUCUGCUGGUCGUCCCAGAGGUCAGAGGUCGUCUUAUUCUCCAGAUCAUGUGAGCGUCAGUGAAUCAGAACCGGUGCAGAAGGUUCUAUCCAUUCUGUAAAUAAGCUCCAGUUAGAAACGCAGCCGACACUUUUCAGGCUGAAGCCUUUAUUCUUCUUUAUUUCUUUGCUGAACCUGUUUUCAUUUUGUUUCAAGCGCCGGUGACGACCACUGAGAAUCAGAUUUUCAGGACUUAUGGGGAAAAGUUGUUUAUUUUUGUCUCACAUCCAUUAACUUGACAUUUUAACAGGUUCAAACUUCACAUGAAGAAUUAAAGUUCUUGUGUUUGUCUGCAGCAGCUCAGUUUGUGUGUCUGUGUGUGCGUGUGUGUGUGAAUCCCCUCUGUACAGCAUUUCUUCUUUCUUUUUUUCCGUUUGUCAUUUUUAAAUGUUUGUACGAGGCAAAUUUCUUUUGUUUCCAUUUUCUAUAAGAAAAGAAAAGAAUGAGCGGAAUCUUUUUGCCUUUGAUGAAAGAAACUUAAAAAUAAACAAAUGAGGAGCA
Platichthys flesus (European flounder) is the source of this 5259-nucleotide messenger RNA. Its product is annotated as protein HIRA. The transcript has 25 exons. Gene Ontology annotation, cellular component: HIR complex; nucleus. Bases 265 to 3333 code for a protein of 1022 amino acids. Gene Ontology annotation, molecular function: protein binding; nucleosome binding. Gene Ontology annotation, biological process: DNA-templated transcription; chromatin remodeling; regulation of DNA-templated transcription. The record is from RefSeq and is a predicted model, not a curated record. NCBI's taxonomy places the organism in Eukaryota, Metazoa, Chordata, Actinopteri, Pleuronectiformes, Pleuronectidae.